AUGGGGACGAGGCUCACGAGGAACGCGGCGCCGCCUCGUUGUGUAUUGUUGAUGAGAUGUGUGUGCGUAGAGUCGCUGGGCGACAGGCUGGAGCGCGUGAUGGGGGACGAGGCGCACACGAGGACACGCGGCGCCGCCUCGUUGUGUAUUGUUGAUGAGAUGUGUGUGCGUAGAGUCGCUGGGCGACGGGCUGGAGCGCGUGGUGGGGGACGAGGCGCACGAGGAGACGCCGCGCCGCCUUGUUGUGUAUUGUUGAUGAGAUGUGUGUGGGUAGAGUCGCUGGGCGACGGGCUGGAGCGCGUGGUGGGGAACGAGGCGCACGAGGAGACGCGGCGCCGCCUCGUAGUGUAUUGUUGA
Messenger RNA from Parnassius apollo (apollo), 357 nucleotides. The record is from the annotation of a GenBank genome assembly. NCBI's taxonomy places the organism in Eukaryota, Metazoa, Arthropoda, Insecta, Lepidoptera, Papilionidae.